GUACGGGUUUGUGAGUGUGUGUGUUUCCGAGGAACGUGAAGCACAAGUAACGCCCGUCACCUCAUCACACCUACAAAUCAAACUGAAGGGGCUGCAUGACAGGAAGUGAAUGAAGAAACAGUUUGGUGUGAACACAAGCUCGCAUGAAGAGACACAAACACUCGUCCGGCUGGUUCGGGAGCCUGGCAACCCUCUCCCUCCGCCGCCCGAGCUCCCGACGCAAGGCCUCCGCCCCGCCGCAGGACGGGAGCAGGAUCUGGCCGGCUGACGACACAGAGGCCGGCCCCCAUCUGCGCGGCUACGCCCGCUCCGGUGCCAUGUACACCCAUGUGGGAACGGUGCCUCGCAGAGACAGGCAGCCCAGCAAGAUGAACACGGACUGGGAGGAGGGGGAGGCGAGGACAGCGACGGCAGAGCAUGUGCGGGACUCCCCGCUGCUCGGUGCUCUUUCCAGCCUCAGUCUCCACACUGUAGCGCAGUCCAGCUGUGCUCCGGCCGAGCACGUACAGGACAUGUCCAAAGGAGCUCCGGCUGGCCGCGAUGUGUCCAAAGCUAAUUUGGCUCCAUUGGAGGUUUACAAAAAUAUUCCGGUCCCUCAAGACAUUUACGUGCACAUGGAUGCUGUAAGCAGCCCGGAAACCGCAAAGAACUCACAAGAAGUGGAACACUUGCACAGUCCAAUGGAUGGCUGUGGCGAAUACGUGAAGUUCUCCCAGGACGAGAAGUUCUGGCAGGAGAAGCAGCUGCAGGAGGAACAGAAACUGAGCGCCGCCAACCUGAGGAGCCACGCCUGGUACCAUGGAUCAAUCACCCGACAGGUUUCCGAGGCCCUGGUGCUGAACCAGGGGGACUUCCUCAUCCGGGACUCCGAGUCCAACCCGGCCGAUUUUGUCCUGACAACCCGCUGGGACCAGAAGACCAAUCACUUCCCCGUCCGGAGCACGGCAGCGCACUGCGGGCUCCUUUACAGCCUGGACCAGGAAUCUUUCGACUCGAUGCCCGCCCUGGUGCGCUUCUACGUGGGCCGCGGGGCGCCGCUGACCCGCCGGAGCGCCGCCCGGAUCCAGCGGCCGGUCAGCAGGACAUUGCCGCUGCGCUACCUGGAGACGACGAUUGGUUUGCCGCCAUGUCAGCCGACCCCGAGCCAGGCGGAGGAGGUCUGCCCCAAAAGCGCCCCGUCUUUGCACCGCCGACAACCUGCGCUCUCUUCCCCUGCUGAUGACAUCCCUCGUCUGUCCACCAGUGCCGCCCCAUCACCAUCCCCCUCCAUAAGUUUGGAUCCCGCUCUUCCUGAACUCCACCCGGACAUCCAGGCUACAGACCCGGACGGCAGCUGCUACACGGAGCUCUACCCGUGCCCCCAGAGCUUCGUGGAGAGGCUCCGUGAGGAGGAAGGUCCCAGGGCGGUGGACGUUGACCUCCCUCUCGUGGUGGAGACGGCGUCGUCCUUUGCUCCCACCAACUACUGCUCGCCACUGAUGCCUGGGGAGAACAAGCCCUUGGAAGUGGGCAUCCUGCAGCGGGUGAAGGAACUCCUGGCUGGGACGGACCCCCAGACGGCUGCCCGACACAUUACCAAGUGGGACUGCACGGUCGCUCGCAUCUUGGAGGUGCGUCCAGAGAUGCAAAGGAUGAUGGGGGUCAGCUCAGGAGUGGAGCUGCUCACGCUGCCGCACGGACAGCAGCUCCGAUUAGACCUGCUGGAAAGGCUGCAUACUAUGGCCACCAUGUUGGCAGUCAACGUGUUGGGAUGCACCGGCACCACCGAGGAGCGAGCCUACGUUCUGCACAGAAUGAUUGCCAUCGCCGCCGAGCUCAAGAGCAGCAUGGGCAACUUGUAUGGAUUCGCUGCCGUCAUGAGAGCACUGGAGCUGCCGCAGGUGACUCGUCUGGAGCAGACGUGGACGGCAUUACGGCAGCGGCACACAGAGGGCGCUGUUCUCUAUGAGAAAACUCUCAAGCCCUUCAUGAAGAGUCUGAACGAGGGCCGAGAAAGUUGCCCUGCGUCCGGCACUACCUUUCCUCACGUCCUGCCGCUGCUGCGCCUUCUGGAGAAGGGCGCAGCUGUGAACGAGGGACCCCAGGGGGCGGAGGAGGACCCGUGGGUCUUGGGGGCCGAGGCCUGGGAGACGGCGGAGGCCAGCGUUGAUGUAGAUGUGCUUAUGUUCCACCUGGCAGCCGCGAGGAACGCCGCCCAGCUCGGUGCUGUCUAUGCCACUAAUGCCUGCAGCAAACUACAAGACUUCCAGGAGCAGACGGACAUCUCCCAAGUAUUCUGCACAGACUUCCAGAUGCGAUUGCUAUGGGGGAGCAGGGGAGCAGCGGAGAGCCAGGCGCGACGCUAUGCCAAAUUCAACCAAGUAUUGACUGCCUUGUCCAAAAGGCUGGAGCCUCCAACGUGCUGAGCUACCUCAAAGGGUGGGGCAUUAGCUUAGCACGCAACAGGUAGCGGGUUCGACUUUUGGCUUAGUCCACAGUGAGUAAUGGCCACAGUGAGUAACUCACAGAUUGGCUUUACACUGGCUUGCAAGUGUAAAAAAAAAAAAAAGCUCGCAUUGUCUCCCCCAACAGUCGAGACUUACAGAAGUCUUGUAUAACUUUUAUAAAUUUAUGGACCAAAAUAGGUGAAGGCAGGACCUCCACUACCCUGUAGUCAACUGUCCAAAACACACAAAAGGGUCGUUUUAAAAAUCUUUUUGUGGGGGUGGGGUUAGUUUGUUCAUCUGGAACAUUAGUAACUUUCCAAUUGAUGUGAAUUUAAUUUUUUUUUGUAUUAUGAGUGAGAUUGUAAAAACUACUAAUAAGUCUACUCACACGUUCAGAUGUAUGUAUUGUGUGUAGAGAUGAAAUGUAUUAAACCUGAACUAUGGUUUUU
This is a messenger RNA of Syngnathus acus (greater pipefish), 2875 nucleotides long. RefSeq names its product SH2 domain containing 3Cb (gene sh2d3cb). Gene Ontology annotation, molecular function: guanyl-nucleotide exchange factor activity. The transcript has 13 exons. Gene Ontology annotation, biological process: small GTPase-mediated signal transduction; positive regulation of peptidyl-serine phosphorylation. The record is from RefSeq and is a predicted model, not a curated record. The coding region runs from base 144 to 2405 and encodes 753 amino acids. NCBI's taxonomy places the organism in Eukaryota, Metazoa, Chordata, Actinopteri, Syngnathiformes, Syngnathidae.